GAUGGCCACACUGCGCAACUUCUUGGGUCGCCGGCGGAUUAUCGACUAUUGUCGACGUCUGUUGAGCACGGAUUUGGUCUCGGCUCUGCGUCCGUUUUACCAGGCCAUUCAAACGGAUCGCCUGCCGGCCAAUCCCGCCGAGCAGCGGGUCAACGAGGAGUCACUGCGUCUGCUUAGCUCCCAUCUGGAGUCGCUGACCGGAGCGCCGACGCCCGGAAGUUGUCUUCCGGCCGACGGUCAGCUGGAGUUCUACAUGCCCUCCAGUUCGGAUGCGGCUGGUGGCCAGGUGGUUAGUCGUUUGGUCCGGGUGCAGGUGGACCGGAGUCUGCUGGAUCCCAGGGCGGUGAUAAGGAAUAUCCUGAGAUCCUGUAAGCUGCUGCCGAAGGAGAAGGAACAUAGUCAGUCACAAGAACAGGAGAUGGAAAAGGAGUUGGGAAAAGUGCUGAGAAAGGAGCCAUUGAAGCCGGUCAGGGAGAAAGUAAGACCGCCCCAGGCGUCAUCGCCAGCAGUCCAGCAGAAGAACUUUAGUGCCCUGAAGGAUGCCCUCUUCAAGGAGGCCCACAAGGAGCACUCCCUGGACACCUGGAUGCGUCAGGCGCUGGCCCGCUUCCAGACCUCCGAAGUCACCUCUCUCCGCGCCAAAAUCGAGCAACUGGAGGGUCUACUAGUCCAGUUACUAGGCAUUCGGGGAACCCGCUACGAUUGCGGCUGCAAUAUGGAGCGCUAUCACGAUUGCCUGAGGAAUCUGCAGGAGCUAUCGGAAGAUCAAGGGGUCACCGGCCAGCUGGGAACUCUGCGAAAUCGCUAUGUGGUCUUUGCUCCCUACACUGGCAUCAGUUUGGAGGGCGACGUGAUGCUCUUUUCGGGCGAUUCCGCCACCGGAUGGCUGGCCUUUCUCGCCGAGAUGCGUCUGCACGAGGAGCAACUGCGUCUGGUGCCGCUGUACGAGAAGGCCCUGUCCGCUGUUCUCCUGGGCAUUCGGAUAGAGAGGCGGAGGAUGCCGGAACCCGGAUGCGAGGCUCGUGCCUAUGCGGGCAGCUUGCGCCGGGUAAUCCGGGCGGUCAGCGAGCAUCUGAAGCUGGAGGAGAGUGUCCAGGAGCUGCCCGCCACGCUGCAGGAUCACCAGCUGGCCAUUGUGCCCGAUAGCGAUGCACCACCGAAGGUCAGCCAGACGGGUAUCUUUUUGGCCCCAGCCUCCUGCUCCGGACCCCAGCUGGUGGAGUUCAUUUGCCGCAACCUGGAGGUGGCCAGUGGACGAUCCGGUCGCUAUCGGCGGGACAUCCAGGUGGAGCGGCAGUUGUGGCGGCAGUGCCAGCAGGAACUCGGUCUGCAGCGACUCAGCAAGGACGACUCCGUGACGCCGGACAAAAUGGUUGUGGCCCUGCGGCAUCUGCUCCAAAGUGGCGUCACAUCCUGCCGAGGUCUCAGUCUGCACAUCACCAACUAUUGGUCCGUACCCACCGAUGGCAUCGUCUGCAUUCCCUGGGACUUUAUGACCCGGGAGAAGUAGGGAACUCGAACCGAGAAAAUAAUGUGC
This is a messenger RNA of Drosophila takahashii, 1537 nucleotides long. RefSeq names its product T-cell activation inhibitor, mitochondrial. The record is from RefSeq and is a predicted model, not a curated record. Gene Ontology annotation, cellular component: mitochondrion. NCBI's taxonomy places the organism in Eukaryota, Metazoa, Arthropoda, Insecta, Diptera, Drosophilidae.